CCAUAGUGACGAAACGGAAGGUGUUUGUGUGGACGAAAACAUAAAACUUUUACAUUAUACAGCUUUCAAAAGCGAUGGAUUCAGUACUUCUGCAUGGAGAGGCCGAAGGUUAUAUUCAGAGUCUGGAGAAGAUGUCAUUGCGAGAUAUCGGAAGCCCAAGGUGGUUUCAUCAACAUGAAUACAUUGAGAAGCUGAAUAUGCAAGCUAUUCUGAAUGCCAGUGCCAAUCAGGAGGAAUUCAUAAAAGACCUCUUUGUUUCUCUUGGAAAGAUACCCACACUGGUACAUUCAAUGAUACUUACAGAAGUCUGGAAACAUAAAGUGUUUCCCAUAAUUUGCAAACUCCAGGACUUUAAUCCAAAGAGCACAUUUCUACUCCACAUGGUGAUUCAUCAUGAAGCUACCAUUAUAAACCUGCUGGAGACAAUUAUGUACCACAAAGAGUCCAGUGAGGCUGCUGGUGAUAGUGUACUUGAUUUAGUGGAUUACUGUCAUCGCAAACUGACAUUACUGGCAGGACGCUCUGUCUCUGGAGAGAUCCCAACUGAGGACCGAAUUACACAUGCACAGAUGUCAGACACGGCGUCUGUACAGGAUCUGCAAAGACAAAGUGACAUGUUAGAGUUUGAAAUCUCGAUCAAGGCUCUGUCAGUACUUUGCUACAUCACUGAUCACAUUGAGAGUUUGGGUUUGAGUGUGCUCUCAAGGAUGCUGUGCACUCAUAAUAUGCCCUGUGUGCUGGUACAGCUGGUGGAAAAUUGCCCAUGGAACAGAGGAACACUGGAAAAAUACACAGAGGGGAAGUGGAGAACCGUCCCGCCUGAAGAUCAGCUAAAGUUGAGUAAACAUGAUGGCCAAGUGUGGAUGGCUUUACUGAACCUGCUGCUCAAACCAGACUGCCAACGGAAAUAUGAUUUCAAUAGCUUUAACAAAACACAGCUUUUAAAGCUUCGUAGGUUUUUGACAGAGGUUGUGAUAGAUCAGUUACCAAAUCUACUUGAUCUCAGGCACUUUCUCAGUCAACUUUCUAUCACAGAUCCAGCAGCCCCUAAAAAAGAUCUCAUCUUGGAGCAGAUACCAGAGAUAUGGAAUAAUAUUGUAACGAAGAACAGCAACAAGUGGAAAGCCAUUGCUAAAUACCAAGUGACACAUGUUUUCAACCCCUCUGAAAUUGAAUUAAGAGAACAAGCUAGCAGGUUGGCUCAAACAUAUAAUCUGGAUGUGAUGGAGAAUUUAGUCCCAGACAAACCCAAGUGUGGAGCCUGUGGAAGAACAGGUGCAAAACGCUGCUCCCGCUGUCAGGGAGAGUGGUAUUGCAACAGAGAGUGUCAGGUGAAACACUGGCCCAAGCACAAGCCUGCAUGCAAACUCAUGGCAGAGGCCAUACAAAAACUACAGGAGGAACCCAACAUCAGCAGGUGAAGUACAGGACUAAUAAAUGAAAGGGCUGAGAAAGUGAUGCUGGGGGACACACAAGUUCAUAAGAACACAUCCACUAUGAAACUCUAUGAAAAAUGUAAUGGACACUGAUAGAAAAGGACAUUAAGAUACAAAAAACUGUUCCAGACAGUUCUUUCCUUAGCUGUUAUAUGUUUGCAUAUCGUUUGUUUGAAGAAGGUAAAAAGAUCAUUCCUUUAAGAAAGCUUUCAUACAUAUUCUUUGUAAAUUUAUAUUUUUAUGAACAUGAUUAUAAAUGACAUCAUUUAUUAACAAUAGUAACUUUUAGUUGAUUAAUAACUGUUACACUGUAAUCUUUAUACUGACAUACUGUGUUGUAAUUUAAAGAAAAUGAACUUAAUGGCUAAACUACACUUGAGAUGCAAGCACAUUGAUUUUUUACUGAAAAAAACUUUAUUGUAUCUGUUGUAAAUGAUUUCCUUUGUUUUGAAAACAAAAAGGAGAAAUUUUGAACAAUGUAAACACUGUUUUCUAUGCAAUUACAA
Molecule: messenger RNA, 1942 nt
Organism: Onychostoma macrolepis
Lineage: Eukaryota; Metazoa; Chordata; Actinopteri; Cypriniformes; Cyprinidae
Gene: zmynd10
Product: zinc finger, MYND-type containing 10
Exons: 12
Coding region: 75-1421 (448 amino acids)
Biological process (GO): motile cilium assembly; inner dynein arm assembly; outer dynein arm assembly
Cellular component (GO): cytoplasm; centriolar satellite
Source: RefSeq, a predicted model, not a curated record